Arabidopsis arenosa is the source of this 2658-nucleotide messenger RNA. The record is from the annotation of a GenBank genome assembly. NCBI's taxonomy places the organism in Eukaryota, Viridiplantae, Streptophyta, Magnoliopsida, Brassicales, Brassicaceae.
GGAAAUCAAACAAAACCACCAUGAUUCGCGGCGGGAGAAGCUACGUUACUUCACCUCCAUCAUUCUCCAACGACGCUAAAAAGCUCCUCGUCUGCACAGGAAACACUGUCUCUGUUUUCAGCGCCGCCACUGGCUUACAGAUUACUUCGCUUGAAGGUCAUACAGCUCCAGUAACAACUCUAAUUGUUGUUCCUGCAUCGACCCCUGCUCAAAAAAUCCUUUGUUAUUGUUGGACUGCGUCUCUUGAUGGUACAAUUCGUCAUUGGGAUUUCUCUGGACCUGAGCUUUUGAAAACCAUUGAUGCUCAGCUUCCUAUUUACUCUAUGGUUAUUCCUUCUCUUUUGAGUGAACCUCAGCAAAUUGAUAAACGUCGUGAAUUAUCUGGUAAGCUGGUUGCUUUUGUUUCGGUUGAGGAUAUAAGUGUGGUUAACGAAGGGUCUAAAGAGUUGCGUGGACAUAUCCGGAGAUUUAACCUUGCUAAACCGCGUGUUCCUCGUGGAGACACUUUGAAAGAGACGGCAGAACCAGAAUCUAUUGUUAUCAGUCCCUCGGGAGAGUUUUUCGGAAUCUGUCACAAGUGUAAAAUUCAUAUAUGGGAUAUUCCUUCUGGAGGAUCAAGGCAUGCUGUUUCAAGGAAGAUGACACUACAUCACACAAAGGUUAUCAAUGCUUUUGCUUUUCAUCCCACGGAGAGAGUUAUAGCUGCUGGAGAUGUAACGGGAAGAGUAUUGAUUUGGAGAGGAUUCGGUAAUAGAAAACUUGCCUUGGGUAAUCAAAAGAAAAAAGUGAGAGCAACGGUUGAUUUGGACAACCCUGGAGUGAGAGGUGAAGAUGAUACUGAAUCUUGCACUACAUGGCACUGGCACUCUGCUGAAGUAAACGUCCUUAAUUUCUCUUCCGAUGGAGCAUAUUUGUAUUCAGGGGGAAGGGAAGGGGUACUUGUCGUUUGGCAGCUAGACACAGGGAAGAAGAAAUUCUUACCAAGAAUAGGAUCUCCCUUGCUGUAUUUCGUGUGGUCUCCAGAUCCAACUCUUUCUUCUGUGGUUUGUGCAGAUAAUCAGAUCCAUCUGCUUAAAAUGCCUUCCAUGGAGAUCUUAAGGACCAUUUCUGGAAUCAAGACUCCUCCAUCAUUGCCUAGGAUGUAUGAAGGCUUGGCUAGUACUGUUGCCUUUGAUCGAUCUUCUGGCAUAGCUGCUUUGUGCACAGAGAAUUAUUGUGUACAGCUAUACAAUCUUCUUAAUGACCGGGGAAUUUCAGAGAUUCAAGUUUGUGAGAGAAACCAUCAACCAGGCGAUGAAAUCACAGUUGUGGUGACAGCGGUUGCUCUCUCCCUGGAUGGCUCAGUGAUGAGUACAACCGAGGUGAAACUUCCGGAAGAUGGCAUAGGAGGCUUAGUGUCCCUCAAGUUUUGGGCGUCUGAACCAGACAGCAAAACUUUCACCUUAUCCACAAUCGUAUAUGAACCUCACAGGGAUGCCCGUGUCUCAGCCAUUGCGUUCCACCCUACCCGCUCCAUGGCAGUGAGUACAUCAUUCGGUGGAGACUUCAAGAUUUGGGUUUGCAAUAGUGACAAGAAACAGACAGAUAAGGACUCUAGCUGGAUAUGUCACGCUGUUGGCUCUUAUAAGAAGAAGCCAAUGACUGCUGCUGCUUUCUCUGGGGAUGGCACUGUUCUGGCUGUUGCGGCUGAGAAUGUUAUUACUCUUUGGAAUCCAUACAAGAACAUUCUCUUGUCUGUUCUAGGAACCACACUUACGCCUGUCACGAAGCUCUGUUUCGCUGGAAAGUCUGAGUUCCUUGUUUCUGCAUCCCAUUUUCCAAGACCUGAACUAUCUGUUUGGAAUACAUCAAAGUUAUCUUUAUCAUGGUCAUAUGGAUUACGCAUAGAAGCCGUCACCUCUGCAGUGGAUUCAUCAGCAUUUGCAGUCUUGGCUGUGAUCCCAAAAAGUUUUAAAACAGAUGAAUCUAAUGAGAACAUCUUCCGUGGUAGAGAUGGUGCCAUUCUUUUGUUUAACGGAUCAGAUCCUAAGCCAGUAUCUAUAUGGACUGUGAUUAAGGCUAAGGGAGGAUCAAUCUCAUUUUUAGAAGGAGACAAGUCUCAGCUUCGCCUAGCGUAUGUAAAUGGAAGCCGUGAGUAUGUUGUUUUUGAUCCCAAUAGCGAUGAGUCACACGAGCGUAGCGCUGUUGACUACGACAGUCUUACUGGUCUGGAAGAGACAGGAGACGCCGGGUACACAUCCUUGUAUGGUCAGUUACCUGAUUAUGACAAGAAGAGAAUGGAAGAUGUUGACUCGUUAGCAACACCAUUUAUAUCAUCAGAGAGGCCAUGGGAAACAAUAUUCAGCGGCUCUACACUAAAUUUCCCGCCACUUCAGAAAUUAUGCGCUGAGUUCUUUGAGUCCCUAAUGGAGAAAAGAACGGCCGUUGUGGAAUGAGACCUUACACAAGAAGGUUUUGUAAGGUUUCAUACAGGAGCUCAUUUUUGCAGCCAUAUUUUGGUGAGCAAAGUUGUUGAGUUUGUUCAGGAAAUUUUGUAGCUUUUGGUUGUGAGAUUCGGUCCACUUUUAUGUUGUUGCUACCAAAUUUUGACUCAAAAAUGCAGGAUUCUAACAAGUGUGCCCUGUUUGACCCAAAAAACAAUAACGUAAAACGAAAUAU